Chlamydomonas reinhardtii is the source of this 1829-nucleotide messenger RNA. RefSeq lists its product as uncharacterized. The record is from RefSeq and is a predicted model, not a curated record. Lineage: Eukaryota; Viridiplantae; Chlorophyta; Chlorophyceae; Chlamydomonadales; Chlamydomonadaceae. The transcript has 7 exons. Gene Ontology annotation, molecular function: zinc ion binding. Bases 115 to 711 code for a protein of 198 amino acids.
AACGCAGACUCGCUGGUAUUGACACCGAGCCCCGGGAUAAUUAAGGACAACUAGCAGGAAGUGUCUGAGCUGGCCGUGUAAGGACCGUUGGUGCCGCGGUUCAGAAUCAGCGCGAUGGCGACAGAGCCCCUCUUUAUCAGCGGCAUUAGCCACAUCGAGCGGCGAAAAGGAGAGCAUAUUCCACCAGACGCCCUCGUGGAGCUGUAUCAACAGCACAAGGCUGAACAGGCGCGCAUAUUGGCGCAGGCACAAGCUCAGGCGCAAGCACAGGCAAAGGCUGCAAAGGCGGCGGACGGCCAGCUCACUAAGGAGCAGCUACUCGCGAUCAUGGAGGCGCAGCGCACCUCUGCAACAAAGGUGCCCAUCGGGCGCGGGUCCGCGGCGGCGCCGGCGGCAGGCGGCGGCCGCGGGGGGCAUCACCACCACCAUCACCAGGGUAGGACAGGCGGCGGAGGGCGCGGGCGUGGCGGCGGCGCGGCGGCGGCGGCUCGCGCCAAGGCGGCGGCGGCUCGGAAGUACGCGGACGACGACGACGAUGAGGCGGACGGCACGGACCAGUGGGUGCAGUGCAGCCUGUGCCAGCAGUGGCGCCAGGUGCCUGACGAGUUCUGGCAGGAGAUCAACAACGCGGACGAGGACGAGGACUGGACCUGCAAGGACGCCAAGUGGCCGGUGGUGGACUACGAGCCAGGCACGCCCGCCUGCUGCUGAGGGGCUGUGGGGCGGCGUGUGUCGGGUCCGUGCGUGUGCGUGGUGAGGUCUGAUGUGGUGUGCGGUGGGCAGGGGAGGGGAAGGUGUGGGGGCUGGAAGUACCAGCCCAAACUGAACUAAACCAAGCGAAGCUAGCGGGGUGCAGGCAGAGGCGGAAGAUUGAGGCGGUCGGAGGCAGUUGGGACUUCCAUUCAUGCUGCUGCCUGCAAACAAGGUGAUGAGACGGACCUGCAGAGUGGGCACGCGCGGGAGCCGCGGCAGCGGCGACCAGUACGGCGAGCGGCAGUGCGGAACGCUCGGCGCACACGUGCAGCACCGGUUGGCAACGUGUGAGGUUGAGGGACCGCGGUGCCGCUGUAGCGCUGGUGCCGGCGCGCCGGGUGGCGGGGAGGCCGGUGUGCCGUGCAGAUGUGGCUGCGGCUGUGGCAGGUCGUGGCUGGCUGAGGCGUCGCGGAGGGCCGGCGUAAGGGUGGCAUUGCUGUUUGGAGGGUGGGGGAGGUGGGGCAUGCCGGCAAUCUGAAGGCGUGGAUCCCGCCAGACACGCGGCCGGCGCUGGCGCUUGUGCCGGUGCUGGUGCUGGCGGUGUGCAGCAGUGGCGCGGAAGGCGGCAUGGCAGGGCGCACUGACAACUGCAUGUGUGUGUAGGCGCGGACCCGCCUCAGGGUUGGGAGAUGAUGAGGGGUGUCGAGCGAGUGGGGCGGCGGCAUCCAGCUGGCACGCAAGCACACACCCAGCACGAGCGCAGGGUUGGUGGUUGCACAUACAGAACUGUGGACUGCGGGCGAUGCGAUGGCGCAUACUAGUUGGAGAAGGACUUGACUACCCGUAGUCCUUGCUGCUCUUCCGUACUGUCGGAUUGGGCGGCACGGCCGGGGCUGUGGAGGUGGAUGCGUUGCUGUGGUGGAAGCGGCCGGCAGGGGGAAGGGAAAGGUGCUCCGGGUGGGGGGAGGCGUGGCCGCGUGGCCCGCGGGUCUGCAGCCCUCUCGGGGGUCUCCUGCUCUCUCGAGCCGAUGCUUUUGUUGUGAUUUGUGUGUGGUGUCGAAAGCGGCAAGAGCGGAGCGAUAGAAAGCUGUACCGCAUCUACGGAAGCGGAUCGGUGUGAAAACUCAGCAUGUUCU